ACCGCUUUCGGGUACUUCUGUAUAGAAUUUACAAGGAGUUUACAGUCUAGUGGGAGUACGACUACCAAGCGCACUCGGCGACAGAGAGGGUCAUUUAAGUCGAUUGGAUAUCUGGUUAGGAAAAGGUUUUGAGGAGGGGCCGCUUGAAUGAGUUUUGAGAAGUGAGUCGGAACUAACGCCGUGGAGAUGGGGAUGAAAGUCUGAAAGGGUGUUCCAAGCAGAGCGUAAAGAAUGGAACUAUAUAUGAAGGUGAAGAUGUCAUUUGUCAGAGUGAACCGUUACUGUCCCCGGGGAGGAGGAAGGAAAGCCCUGAAAGUAAAGAAGAAGAAAUCACCAGUGAAGCAAGAAUGGGAUAGUACUGUGAAUGAUUUAACAGUUCAUCGGGCAACUCCUGAAGAUCUGAUACGUCGUCAUGAAAUACACAAGUCAAAGAAUAGGUCAUUAGUACACUGGGAACUCCAAGAAAAAGCUUUGAAGAGAAAAUGGAAGAAGCAGAAACCAGAAAUUUCUAAUCUUGAGAAAAGGAGAUUGUCUAUCAUGAAGGAGAUUCUUUCUGAUCAAUACCAGAUGCAAGAUGUAUUGGAAAAAUCCGAUCAUUUGAUGGCUGCAGCAAAAGAUCUGUUUGUUGAUUUUCCUCGUAGGCGCACAGGGUUUCCAAAUGUAACAAUGGCUCCUGAUUCCUCUCAAAGUCCCAUUGUGGUAAAUCAAGACCCUGUCACCCAGGCUAUUCUUAGUGAAUCUGUCAUAGAGCCUCAGGCUCUUAAUGAACUAGACGAUGGUGAAGAAGAAGAAGAAACUGUUAACAGCCAGUCAGAAGAAAGUGAGAAUGAAUUAGAUAACUCUCUAAAUUCUCAGUCUACCAUGCAUGCAGACAGGUUUCUCCAUCAACUAAAGGAAGAUAAUUCUGACUUAAUUAAUAGACUAUGGACUGAUAUUCAGCAGAAAAUAGCAACACAGUCACAAAUAACAAGCCCUCCAGGAAUUCCAUCACCGGCCCCUUCAUCACAGGAACAAAAAGCUGCUCUGAAUGCUACCAAUGCUGUCAGGAGAGUCCGCACCAGGCUGCAACCUGAAGAAUCUAUCCAGUCUCUAGACUCGAACCAUGUUGUGGGACAAGUGCUGAACUCAAGGAAGCAAAAACAACUGUCAAAUAAAGUGAAAAGAAAACCGGAUUUGCAUUCUCCUUCCAAGCAGAAGAAUACCAUGUUAUCAGCUAGCACAGCCUCCACAGACUUAUCGAAUAGCAAUAAUCCCAGCCUGGAUGUCCUCAAACACAUGAUACAUGAAGUAGAACAUGAAAUGGAAGAAUAUGAACGGUGGACAGGACGUGAGGUCAAGGGACCACAGAGCAGUCAGGGUCUUACAGGCUUUACUCUGUCGCUGGUGAGCUCCCUCUGUCGCCUGGUUCGGUACCUUAAAGAGAGUGAGCUCCAACUGCGUAAGGAAGUAGAGACAAGGCAGAAACUGGAACAAGUAUUAGGUGAUCAUCGAGAGCUCAUUGAUGCUCUGACAGCUGAAAUUCUGCUUCUUAGAGAGGAAAAUACUGCUACCCAGGCUAGACUUCAGCAGUACAUGGUCACAACAGAUGAGCAACUUAUAUCGCUCACACAUGCCAUUAAGAGCUGUCCUGUGAUAAAUAAUAAAGAAAGUCUGGCAUUAGAAAGGGGAACCAUGAGUAGAAGAAUUAUGGACAAUCCAGAGGAUCCAGUUGUAAAUGCUGAUGUAUCCGUGCCAUUGAUGUUCCGAGGGGAAGACAUGCUUGAAUUCCCUCAGGAAGACUUGCCUGUUAAACUGUCUCAGGUGCCAAACCCCCCAGACAGUGCGAAUCUAGCCAACAAUUUUCCAGCACAUGUAUUUGAGCCAGCUGUGUUGUUAACACCACCCAGGCAGAAGAGCAACUCAGAAUUCUCUCCUCUGCAGGAUGUAUUGAGGAGGACUGUUCAAACUCGUCCUGCUCCACGAAUUCCUCCAACAGUGGAAAUAAUUGAGAAGGAACAAAAUUGGGAAGAGAAGACCUUACCUAUAAGCACAGAUAUUCAGAAUUCAAGUGAGGAGAGUCAUCUCUUCACUCAGAGGUGGAGGGUCUCUCAUAUGGGAGAAGAUCUGGAGAACAAGACCCAGGCGCCUUUCGUUGGCUUCUCACAGCCCCUGUGCAAUUCCCACUCAGACACUCAGCAGACAAGAAACCCCACAUUCUCAGAAGGGCCCUCAGUUUUGGGAGAUGGACAACAGCUUAGGACAAAUGAAGCUUUAAUACAAAGAAAGGACAUCAUGGCACGAAUCGCUGAGUUGACACUGCAGAAUUCAGCUAUCAAGGCACAUCUGAAUAAUAUUAUUGGGCCAGGAGGAGAGCAAGGGGAUGGACUUCGGGAGUUAAACAAACAGGAGACAAGUCGUACAAGUGACAUGACUGCUAAUUUUCCAGCAGCACAACCCCUAACACCAAGUAGUAUGGAGGAACGGAUUGCAGAAUUGAACCGGCAGAGUAUGGAGGCUCGUGGAAAACUCUUGCAGUUAAUAGAGCAGCAGAAACUUAUUGGUUUGAAUCCUUCUUCUCCACCAGUAUCACCUAUUCAGUCACCUCUCAGAGCUUGGACUGAAGGAGGAAAGAGAACAAUUGAGGUAUCUAUUCCAGGAGUAGAAGCCUCAGAAAGCUCAAAAUGCAGUACUAUCUCUCCUACCAGUGGGAUAAAUACAAGAAGAUCUUCAGGGGCUACUAGUAAUUCUUGUUCUCCAUUAAAUGCCACCUCGGGAAGUGGACGAUUCACACCUGUUAAUCCAAGAGCAAAGAUUGAGAAACAGAAUGAAGAAGGAUGGUUUGCUCUUUCUACACAUGUGUCAUAAGUGAAGUUGAGUUUUAGUUUGUUCUCAGUAAUAUACUCUAGAGCUCACUCUCCUGUCCCUGCUCCUCCUUUCAAGUAUUUAAUGUCCUUCUUUCAGAUAAAACCUACAAAGAUCUUGUGACUUAGUACUAAUAGAACAAAGAAAUAAAGCAGUUAUUUUAUUUUUGACCUUUUAAAAUAGAGUUCCAACUAACAAACAACCUACAGUCUCUUUGUGAAUAAAAUUUUGACUCUAGGGAAAUUAAAGUUUUAGAUUCUAAUAAUUUCAUAUGUAUUUUAAGGUUUUCCGAGUAGUACAUUAUUUUAUCAUCUUUAUUUAGUUUUUAAAAAAUCUAGUGUAUCUUAAAUGUCGAUCUAUUUAUUUUUAUUUUAUUUCUUUCUGAAGAACUAAGUUGCUUUGCAUGUGACUUGAAAUAAAAAGCCUCUGUGUGAUUAAAGUUUGGUUUUCAGAAAAAUUUAACACUUCCUUUGUUUUUUUAUUUUGGGGCAAGUCACUGUAGUCUACUACUUUUUCCAUCAACUAGAAUGUCCAGCUUUAAAAAGUAGGCAUGGGGUUACUUGUUUAUAUUUGCCUCAGGAAGUAAGAGUGGUUGUAUAUAUUGUAAAAUUGUUAUGCAGUCUUUAGAUGUGAAAAUGUCAUCAAUAGUGGUAAUGUACAUCAAAUAAAUAAUGAUCGUAGAGUUC
Molecule: messenger RNA, 3527 nt
Organism: Pteropus alecto (black flying fox)
Lineage: Eukaryota; Metazoa; Chordata; Mammalia; Chiroptera; Pteropodidae
Gene: SPICE1
Product: spindle and centriole associated protein 1
Exons: 18
Coding region: 232-2844 (870 amino acids)
Biological process (GO): regulation of centriole replication; mitotic spindle assembly; metaphase chromosome alignment
Cellular component (GO): centrosome; spindle; centriole
Source: RefSeq, a predicted model, not a curated record